GAUAAGGUCGUAGCGCAGGGAUUCCGGUUAGAUCAAGUUAGUUAUGGGACCUUGAUCAAUGGGUUAUGUAAACUUGGACAAACAAGAACAGCCCUACAACUGCUGAGACGAGUUGAUGAGAAACUGCUUCAACCUACUGUGGUCGGUUAAAAGAAGCAAUUCAUUUGUUUAAUAAAAUGGUAUCGGAAAACAUCAACCAUAAUAUUUAUACCUUCACUACGUUGGUUGAUGGAUUUUGUAAGGAAGGAAAAGUGAAAGAAGCUAAAAAUAUGUUUGCUAUGAUGAUGAGAAAAGGUGUUAAACCUGAUGUUGUUACUUAUAACUCUUUAAUGGAUGGAUAUUGCUUAGUUAAAGAAAUUAACAAGGCCAAUGGUAUAUUCAACACUAUGGCUCAGAUGGGAGUGGCUCCUGAUGGUCAUAGCUACAAUAUCAUGAUUAAUGGAUUUUGUAAGAUUAAAAUGGUAGAUGAAGCCAUCAAUCUCUUCAAUGAAAUGCAUUGCAGAAAAAUUAUACCUGAUGUGGUAACUUACAAUUCCCUUAUUGAUGGUUUGUGCAAAUCAGGAAGAAUCGCAUAUGCUUUGGAGCUUGUCAAUGAGAUGCAUGAUAGAGGUCAACCACCUGAUAUAAUUACUUAUUGUUCUAUAUUAGAUGCUUUAUGCAAAAAUCACCAUGUUGACAAGGCAAUUGCUUUAUUAACAAAAAUUAAAGAUAUGGGUAUUCAACCAAACAUGUGCACAUAUAAUAUUCUUAUUGAUGGAUUGUGUAAAGGUGGAAGAUUGAAUGACGCUCAAAAGGUUUUUGAGGAUCUUCUGGUCAAAGGCUACAAUCUUGAUGUCUAUACAUAUACUGCUAUGAUCCAUGGGUUUUGUAACGAUGGGUUGCUUGAUGAAGCAUUGGCCAUACUAUCAAAAAUGAAAGACAAUAGUUGCAUUCCAAAUGCCGCAACGUAUGAAAUUAUUAUCCGUUCUCUAUUUGAUCAAGAUGAAAAUGAUAAGGCAGAGAAACUUCUUCGUGAAAUGAUUUCAAGAGGUCUGUUGUAAGACUAAAACUAGGUAUUAUGAUAUUUAUGUUUCAACAUUGUUUCAUCAUUUCAUUUAUGUAGUUGCUUCACUCAAUGGAAAUAAGGCUUUUGUCAUUUCUUUUGGAUAAGUGUGUUUAGGGAAAUUGGUAGGACUUGAAAAUUAUUGAUGUCAUAAGAGUGUUGUUGGGUUCAGUUUGUACUAAUUGUAUUACACUUGCUCUAGCUGAAA
This is a messenger RNA of Trifolium pratense (red clover), 1250 nucleotides long. RefSeq names its product pentatricopeptide repeat-containing protein At1g62930, chloroplastic-like. The record is from RefSeq and is a predicted model, not a curated record. Gene Ontology annotation, molecular function: protein binding. The transcript is spliced from 2 exons. The coding region runs from base 177 to 1040 and encodes 287 amino acids. NCBI's taxonomy places the organism in Eukaryota, Viridiplantae, Streptophyta, Magnoliopsida, Fabales, Fabaceae.